Molecule: messenger RNA, 2955 nt
Organism: Cydia strobilella
Lineage: Eukaryota; Metazoa; Arthropoda; Insecta; Lepidoptera; Tortricidae
Exons: 2
Coding region: 325-1293 (322 amino acids)
Source: RefSeq, a predicted model, not a curated record
UCUCUAUAAUUAUAAUAAUUAUUUACGGUUACAUAUAGUGUAAACUUAUGAAAUCUCUUCUCACUGUGCGAUGGAGAACAAGAAAUACGCUGGUGACAAUUUCAAAGUGCCAACGUUGCCCGUACGCCAUCCCCUGCAGUCGAACACUAAAGAAAACAUCUCGGACACGAAUGGAUUGAAAUUUUCUAACUGUGCGAUGGAGAACAAGAAACCCGCUGGUGAUAAUUUCAAAGUGCCAACGUUGCCCGUACGCCGUCCCCUGCAGUCGAGCAGUAAAGGUAAAGAUAACAUCUCAGACACGAAUGAAUUGAAAGCUUCUGUGCGAUGAAGAACAAGAAACCCGCUGGUGAUCAUUUCAAAGUGCUAACGUUGCCCGUACGCCGUCCCCUGCAGUCGAGCAGUAAAGUUAAAGAUAACAUCCCAGACACGAAUGAAUUGAAAGCUUCUAACUGUGCGAUUAAGAACAAGAAACCCGCUGGUGAUAAUUUCAAAGUGCCAACGUUGCCUGUACGCCGUCCCCAGCAGUCGAGCACUAAAGAUAACAUCCUAGACACAAAUGAAUUGAAAGCUUCUAACUGUGCGAUGGAGAACAAGAAACCCGCUGGUGAUAAUUUCAAAGUGCCAACGUUGCCCGUACGCCGUCCCCUGCAGUCGAGCAGUAAAGGUAAAGAUAACAUCUCAGACACAAAUGAAUUGAAAGCUUCUAACUGUGCGAUGAAGAACAAGAAACCCGCUGCUGAUAAUUUCAAAGUGCCAAUGUUGCCCGUAUGCCGUCCCCUGCAGUCGAACACUAAAGAAAACAUCCCAGACACGGAUGAAUUGAAAGCUUCUAACUGUGCGAUGGAGAACAAGAAACUCGCUGGUAAUAAUUUCAAAGUGCCAACGUUGCCCGUACGCCGUCCCCUGCAGUCGAGCAGUAAAGGUAAAGAUAACAUCUCAGACACGAAUAAAUUGAAAGCUUCUAACUAUGCGAUGAAGAACAAGAAACCUGCUGGUGAUAAUUUCAAAGUGCCAACGUUGCCCGUACGCCGUCCCCUGCAGUCGAACACUAAAGAUAACAUCCCAGACACGAAUGAAUUGAAAGCUUCUAACUGUGCUAUGGAGAACAAGAAACCCGCUGGUGAUAAUUUCAAAGUGCCAACGUUGCCUGUGCGCCGUCCCCAGCAGUCGAGCACUAAAGAUAACAUCCCAGAGACAAAUGAAUUGAAUGAUCCUAUGACUGUAUCGAGAUAUAAUAGAGAUAGUAAUAGUAAUAGCCUUUAUUUCAUGCUUCUUUUUUUUACAAUUACAUAAAUUUCAAUUAUUAUUGGUUUAUUAUUUGCAUGUCGCUUGAGCGGAAAAGGCCUCCCCCAGUUUUUCCCAUUCCUUCCUAUCCUGUGCUGUUCUCCACCAGUAUCUGUCGAAGUUCACUAGCUCGUCUCUCCAUCUUUUAUUUGGUCUUUUUUGUUUUCUCGUUAUUCCUAUUGGUGACCAUUCUGUGACACGUUUAGUCCACCGGUUAUCCGUUGUUCGACAUAUAUGGCCAGCCCAGGCCCAUUUGUUCUUUUUUAUUGCGUAUAUUGUAUCUUUUACUCCAGUUUUCUCUCUUAUGACUUCGUUUCUGAUUCUGUUCUUAAUUUUACUUUUUAACAUUGAUAUAACUGAAUUUUAAUAGAGAGAAAUUAAUAUUAAAGUAAAGCAACUAUAGGCAACACCAUGUCGACGUUAUAGGGAGUGAAUCGUUAUAUCGAGUGACGUUAUAUAUGGAGUUUACACUGUAUUUGCUAUUACAUGGCCCUAGUAAAGAACCUAAAACAAGACGAAUUCUUUAGACAUUUGAGGGUACUGUUCCAGUUUCAGUGGUCAUACUCAGGUGUGAAUAUUAUUCGAAUGUAACGAAAAAACUCGGGCAACACUAAAAACAUUACUGUAUGUUAACAUGAGGUAAAAAAAAAAGUUUUUUAAAGUAUUUGUAACUUAUCCUAAGAUUAAAUCUAAAUUUUACCAGAACCCUCUUAGAGGAGGCAUAUACCGCCAGCUUUUUCCAUUUUGUACGGUAUCUAUUUAUACAUUAAGUUAUUUUAUAGUACAUAUGGUGCUACUUUACCGCACUAGUACGAUAAAGUGCACAUUACGUAACUAUGUCGAAAAUUUAAAGAGCCAUAUGUACUGUAAAACGUUGUACGAUACGUGUGCGAAUAGGUAAUUCGCAACUCGUGUCGACUUAAAACUUAAUUUAUCGCCACUCGUUACGAAUUUCCUAUUUAUCGCACUUGUAUCGUAAUGUACUAUUGUAUGGUCUCAUUUCUCUCUUUACAUUUUUAAAUUUAUGUAGACCUAAUUUAAAUGGUGCUCUGAGCAAAGAAUAAGUAUAUAGCAUUCUCUGGAUAGCUAAACAAAAAUAGGUAUGUCUCUAUUAUAUGUGACGUUUUCAACCAAAAGGUAUCACAUUGUCGCUUGUCGUUGAUUUCAAAUUAAAACUAUAUGAAAAUAGCGCCUUAUUGACAACCGACAAUAAGUACCCUUAUUUGGUUGAGAAUGGCACUUAUAGAACACUUAUACUAUUGCGGAUAGAUAAACAAAAAGAGAUCUCUAUUAUACGCGGUGGCUAAAAAAUAAGCGCAUUCCCGUUGCCAGGGAGGUUUUGGGAUUAUACUGUGCAACUUUUACUAUGGGACCAACCACGAAAUCGCGAAAAAAAAAUUACCCUCCCAUAGAAAAUGGACCAGCCAAAAUGUAUGACAGCCAAAUUUUUUUUUCGCGAUUUCGUGGUUGGUCCCAUAGUAAAAGUAAAAGUUGCUCAGUAUAAUCCCAAAACCUCCCUGGAAACGGGAAUGCACUUAUUUUUUAGCCACCCUGUAUAAUCCAACUAACAAAGAUUCCUUUCUAACCGCUCUUUUUUUUACUUGUUUUCUUAUUGUGAUAUUUAGUUACUAGUUGUUUUACUCUAAAUAAAGAUUUUUGUUAAUUUUGCAA